Molecule: messenger RNA, 717 nt
Organism: Pelmatolapia mariae (spotted tilapia)
Lineage: Eukaryota; Metazoa; Chordata; Actinopteri; Cichliformes; Cichlidae
Product: GTPase IMAP family member 7-like
Exons: 2
Coding region: 1-717 (238 amino acids)
Molecular function (GO): GTP binding
Source: RefSeq, a predicted model, not a curated record
AUGGCUUCAUUUCCAGCAGGUCCCGAUUUGAGGAUUGUGAUGAUUGGAAAAACUGGUGUGGGUAAGAGUGCUGUUGGGAACACCAUCCUGGGAUGUGAGCGUUUCAGAUCUUGUCCUUUGUCUGUAUCAGUGACUGAGUUUUGUGAAAAAGGUGUGACACAGUGGGGUAACAGAGUAGUUAGUGUUGUAGACACACCAGGGAUCCUGGACACCUCAAAAUCAGAUGAGUUCAUCAAAAGUGAAAUCGUUAAAUGUGUUGAAGUCUCCUGUCCCGGUCCUCAUGUGUUCCUGUUGGUCAUCCAAAUCGGCCGAUUCACGAGAGAAGAGAAAAACUCAGUGGAAGCCCUGCAGGAGCUGUUUGGCCCCGAGGCAAACAAGUACAUGAUUGUGCUCUUCACCCGAGGUGGUGAUCUUGGAGGCAUAUCCAUAGAGCAGUAUGUACGUGAUGCUGAGCCAGGGCUAAAGCGCAUCAUCCAAAGCUGUGGAAAAAGGUACCACGUCUUUGACAACACCAGCAGCGACAGAAGGCAGGUGGUGGAGCUCAUCAAGAAGAUCGACAAAAUGAUGGUAUUAAAUAAGGGCACGCACUACACAGACGCCAUGUAUAAAGAGGUGGAGGAAGCACGCAAAAAGGGAGUAACACUGCAGCAGUACAAGUUCACUGAGCCAUUGUGUAAACGUAUCAAACUUUUUCGCAUCAUUCUUGGGAAAGAUUAA